CAGGAGAUUCUCGCACAACACGUGUGUUUUGGUCGGAAGCGUGAGGUUAAUUGCAGCAGAGGCAAAUAUGGUGUCUCGGAAAAAGGAGAGGCAAGGCAAGGAUUCAAAACAAAAAGAGUCACUUAAAAACUGUAAAGGCUCUUCCCCCAUUACUAAAGCCAUGAAGCGAAAUGCCAAGAAUGACAUUUCUACUGAUGACAAGGAAGCUAUGGUUGAUGUUCAAGCACAAGAUAAAGUUAUUGAGAGGAUAGCAAUCAAUACCAAUGAGGCAUCAAAGAAAAAGAAUUUUUUGGGCACAACACCUCCAAAGAAGAAGCAAAAAACUGCUGCAACAGAUUGCGAAGUGAAAGGACAGGAUCAGAGCAAGGAUGAGGCCAUUGACAAAGAUAACAGUUGUAACAGUCCCUCUGAAGAUGCUCAGAGAAAAAUUACAACCGAUGUAGACAUGAAAGAACAUUGUAAUGGUAAAAAUGGAGAAAUCACUGAUACAGAAAAAGAGUUAGAGGAAGAGGACCAACAGUAUUUAGGGAAGUUAGUGAUAGACAAUAUGUUAGAUGAUGAGUCAGAAUCAAGUGAACUUUUAGAUGAGAGUUUGGAUGCCAGGGAAAUAAUAGAUGAAGUUAAUGAACUAUUGCUUGAUGAAGAAGAUGAAAACUUGCCCAGUGAUGAUGAAAAUAUAGAUGAGAUUGAAGAUGAAGAUGAAAGGACUGAAGUCAAAGAAAUGGAAUGUGAAACACCAAAAGAUGGAAAACUGUGGAAGCUAAAUAAGUGGAAAGAAUAUAUGAUGUACAGUCGAAAAGAAUUGGCCUGUAAACCCCUCUCAGUAUACAGAGAAGAUGAUGACACCAUUCUGUUAGCUUUGGCACCAUAUACCUCAGUGUACUUUCAAGGCAUUGCUCGUGUCCACCUGAUUGCUGGCAGUGUUAAAAUUUCUGGUUAUGAAAUGGAACAGGGCGAGGAGCACACUGUUUAUUCAUUAAUGUCUCAUUCUCUUCUGGCCUUGGAAGCAAGAAAAGGAAUAGACUUAUCUAUAAAGAAGAACAUUCCAGGAAUUCCAAAGGAUUGGAUCCAGGAACUCAUGUCAGAUGAGAUCAAAGAAGUGAUCAUUGUCAAGUUGACACAUCAUUUUCCACCAAUGGCAAAGCUGCUGUAUGUGGCUGGCUGGAGAAACCUGGUCGAUCAGGCAAAAGACCCAACUUGUGGCCUGCGAAGUCUUCAUCUGAUCAGCAGAACCAACAGUAAGAGGUAUCCACUGUAUCAAGAGUCACCCGAGUGGGAGACUGUAGUGGAAAAUAUCAAGUCCAGUUAUAUGAGAGGAAAAGUGCCUUGCAUCGUUGUGGCUGGUGGACAAAAAGUGGGGAAAUCAACCUUUUUCAGGUAUCUAGUCAACAGUUUACUAAGCAUGGAAAGAAGUAAAGGCGUCCUUUGCUUGGACUUCGAUCCUGGUCAGGCAGAAUUGUCCCUGCCAACAUGCCUGACAUUCUUGCAUGUCAAGUCUCCUCUUUUGGGUCCUCCUUAUACACACUUGACUGUGGGUUCCAGUGACAGUUGCAAGCAGAUCCUCAUAGGUGCCACCACGCCACAGUUUGUUCUGCAAAAAUACUUGAAUGCUGUCCAGUCCCUUUCUACUUUCAGCCAUAACUAUGAGAGUCUUCCAUUGGUGAUUAACACUAUGGGUUGGACAAGUGGAACAGGUAUUGACCUCAUCCUGGAUGUGAUAAGGAUAACACAGCCUACACAUGUGAUCCAGAUCUGUAGUGAAAAGAGGCAAUUCAACUACCCCUUCUUCUUGAACAGUGAGACAGUUGAGAACCAUAAAGGAGGCAUUGCCACAAAACCUGGCUCUUCCUAUCUUGAACAUCAGAUGAUCCCCCUCCGCUCGGUAUCUGUGUUGAAACUGAAUUUGUGUAAUGCUAGCAGUCUCCGAGAAAUAUCAGUUUUAUCCUACUUCAGUAAAAUUAUCAAUCAGGAAAGCAUGAACAAAAAGAGUUCCAUGAAAGGCAUAGUGAAAAUAAAGUGGUGUGAUGUUGUGCUCCAUGUUUUUAGCACUGAAGUACCCAGAGAGAAAAUUUUGCAGGCCAUGAAUGCAUCCUUAGUUACACUGUGUAAAGUUGAUCCCAAUGACAUUGAGACUGUUGGUCCAUAUUACCCAAAGCAGCUUGUUGAAGAUGCAGAUUUUAGGGACAUUAUUGGAUGGGGUAUUGUCAGAGGCAUUGAUCCACUCACACAAGAAUUGUAUGUUCUGACGGACUUGAGUGAAGAAACAGUUGCUUCUUCUGUAAACGCCAUCAUCAUGCCGGAUUUAUACCUGCCAGCUCAUUCUUAUACAUUAUUUGCAGAAAAUUCUAAGGAAGCACCAUAUAUGGAGCAGCCAAUGAAAGAAGACCGAGUAGAACUUGUCAAAGACCGUGUGAAAAAGCCUCAGAAGUAUUCUGUUCGAAAUAGGGAACGUUAAGUAAUGCUAUCAGCUUAUUCCUGCAUAGAUAAAGUGGUUAGACUGGUAUAUGAUUUACAUAAUGUACUGGUAUAUAUUGUAUGUUGAUCUUUAGUAUCAAAUUAGUUUGUUGAUAUUUUUUGAAUGUACAGAUACUAUCUUAUAUUUAUAUUUUGUAUAUAUAGAUGCAGGAUAGAUAAAACUUGUAAUUGUUAUAAAUUUUAUAUUUCA
This is a messenger RNA of Penaeus indicus, 2665 nucleotides long. RefSeq names its product polynucleotide 5'-hydroxyl-kinase NOL9-like. Gene Ontology annotation, cellular component: nucleus. Gene Ontology annotation, molecular function: polynucleotide 5'-hydroxyl-kinase activity. Gene Ontology annotation, biological process: cleavage in ITS2 between 5.8S rRNA and LSU-rRNA of tricistronic rRNA transcript (SSU-rRNA, 5.8S rRNA, LSU-rRNA). The transcript has 7 exons. Bases 68 to 2455 code for a protein of 795 amino acids. NCBI's taxonomy places the organism in Eukaryota, Metazoa, Arthropoda, Malacostraca, Decapoda, Penaeidae. The record is from RefSeq and is a predicted model, not a curated record.